Molecule: messenger RNA, 1578 nt
Organism: Pyrus x bretschneideri (Chinese white pear)
Lineage: Eukaryota; Viridiplantae; Streptophyta; Magnoliopsida; Rosales; Rosaceae
Product: rhodanese-like domain-containing protein 14, chloroplastic
Exons: 6
Coding region: 205-918 (237 amino acids)
Cellular component (GO): chloroplast
Source: RefSeq, a predicted model, not a curated record
GGGAAGAGAAAGAGAUAAAAUCCCAUAAUAUCCAUGGCCCCUCAUUUACUUCACUCAAAAAAUAAGCACUCAAAACCUCCCAAAACACCAAUUCCAAUUGUUUCUCUAUUGAAUUAUUGAAAUUAUUGAUCCAGAUUAUUUAGAUUAUAAAGCUGCUGAUUUCUUGGGGUUUUUGGAGGCCAUAAAUAUAUAUAUUAGGAAUUAAUGGCUUCUCUGACUUCGAUCACACUGAACCAAUCUUCUUCUUCCCCAUUGGGAUCAUUGGCUUCAAAGCAUUGUCACCAUAACCAGAAUUCCUGCUGGCUUACAGCCGUCGGAUCAGUCAGAUCAUCAUCAUCAGCAUCCACAAGGCAACGGUUUUCGUCACAGGGCCUCAGAAUCCGUAGUGCAGCAACAAAACAAGCCAAAACGCCAGCUGAAGAGGACUGGAAGACUAAGAGGGAACUUCUCCUACAGAAAAAGGUGAGGAGUGUGGAUGUGAAAGAAGCUCUGAGGCUUCAAAAAGAAAACAACUUUGUGAUUCUUGACGUGCGCCCUGAAGCGGAAUUCAGAGAGGCUCAUCCGGCGGGGGCGAUCAACGUGCAAAUAUACAGGCUUAUAAAGGAGUGGACAGCAUGGGACAUUGCCCGCCGUGCUGCUUUUGCAUUUUUCGGCAUCUUUGCCGGCACAGAAGAGAACCCCGAGUUCAUAUCAAGUGUGGAAUCGCAGCUAGAUAAGAAGGCAAAGAUAAUAGUGGCUUGUGCCGCCGGCGGUACGAUGAAACCGACCCAAAAUCUCCCAGAAGGUCAACAGUCAAGAUCAUUGAUAGCAGCCUACUUGCUCGUCCUCAACGGUUACACGAAUGUCUUCCACUUAGACGGCGGACUUUAUGCGUGGUUUAAGGAGGAGAUGCCAUCGGUCGCGGAAGAAGAAGAGUGAAGUGCCGGUGGUGGUAGCGGUAUGAAAGAAAGAUGCUUCUACGGAGCAAAGUUUUGUUCAUAAAUGAAUGACUGCGUGCGUGUGUGCCAAUGAUUUCUCGGAUGCAAAUUGAAUGUUCUUGUAAUGAAAAUACCAACAAUGCAUAGUUCAGACAUAGCAUGGAGAAUUUGCCUCAAACCAAAGGGUUUAUUUUCUCCAAUGGUAAUUCACAAAGGUAAUUGGAGAAAACUCACAAAGUUAAGACACAGGAUGAUUGCUACAAGAUGUAUCAUCACAGCAACCGGAGAUCGUGUCCUUUCCACCACGCCCCAUGUACACAACGCGUGACAAUCCCGUAUCAAAGUUGCAACUCAUCUAGAAUAGCAAGUCAUUGAAGCACGAAAAGGUCGAAUGUUUUUAAGCUUUACAAGGUGCCAAGAGAAAAGUUAUCUUCUAUUCCACAUUAAUGGAUCAAAUGGUGAUAGCACGCGAGAGAUGAGUGAUCAUGACGUCUCUUGAAGCCUGUAUAUAGUGAUUUCUUGCUGCUUGAAAUACCGUCGGUCCUCUUCAUCAACCAGAACAAGAUUCAAAUAAUACUUCACGCUGAAUUUGUUAUUGAUGUUGCGAUGUGUUGGUGUGAGUUCAUAAGGGCUAAGAAACAAUCUAAUGGGAAUUGAUUCA